Molecule: messenger RNA, 1914 nt
Organism: Notolabrus celidotus (New Zealand spotty)
Lineage: Eukaryota; Metazoa; Chordata; Actinopteri; Labriformes; Labridae
Gene: shisa3
Product: shisa family member 3
Exons: 2
Coding region: 471-1313 (280 amino acids)
Source: RefSeq, a predicted model, not a curated record
CCUUUCAACUUAUUCGUGAACACGCACGCACAGUUUUAAUGGGUUGCGUGCGCGCUCACAGUUUGAGCCACAAAAUCAGCAGACCUGUAGUGUGGUGGGCGCACAACUUCUGCUCCGACAUUCAUUCACAACAAGCCACAGGAGCGACUCGAUGAGGAGGGAACACGGAGAGGGACCCUGAGCGGAUUGUUUGUCUGUGACAUGUUGCGAUCAGAGGAAAGUUCAGUGAAGAUAUUUGUUGAAAAGUGACUUGAAGAGGAGAUUUCAUUCAUAAUUCUCAAUCACUAAAAGUUGGAAACUUUAAGACUCCACGUUUUUUGAUGCUGGAAAGAUGACGGUGACAUAACUUCAGCUGGAUCCACCUACCCUUCAAGUGAAGUAGCCCCGAUGAAGACUUCCUGGCCCGGGCUCAAUCGGUGGUCGCGGAGCUGAAGCGCACUGGACGCAGGGAUCUGUAGCGGCUCGCCGGGAUGGUGCGCCUGCUGAGCUGCCUGCUGCUGGGAUAUCUUACCUGGAAUCUGCGGAUAUCGGACGCACAGGGAGAGUACUGCCACGGCUGGCUUGACGGUAAUGGGAAUUACCAUGAUGGUUUCCAGUGUCCGGAGGACUUUGACACUACGGACGCCACAGUGUGCUGUGGCUCCUGCUCGCUGCGAUACUGCUGCGCUGCUGCGGACGCACGACUGGACCAGGGCAGCUGCACCAACGACCGGGAGGUGGACAACACCGAGUAUGCAGCACAGCCCGUCUACGUGCCCUUCCUCAUGGUGGGCAGCAUCUUCGUCGCCUUCGUCGUGGUCGGCUCUCUGGUGGCCGUCUAUUGCUGCACCUGCCUGCGGCCCAAGCAGCCUACCCAGCAGCCCAUCCGCUUCUCCCUCCGAAGCUGCCAAGGAGAAACCAUUCCCAUGAUCCUCACCACAGCUCCCCCGAGCCUCCGUGCCCCCUCCAGGCAGUCCAGCACGGCCACCACCAGCUCCAGCUCAGCCGGAGGCGGCAGCUCCAUGAGGAGGUAUUCUCUCGGGGGGCAGCAGCAGCAGCACGGAUGUCUGGUGUCUGCGACUGUCUCCUCUUCAGCUUCCACCCCCACCCAGACCCCUCAGACUCUACCUCUACCUCUACCUCCACCCCCUUACACAUCUCCACCCAUGUCAGGGGGCAUUCAACACCCUUCUACCCACACGCAGCUGCAGCUCCACCAGCCCUCACAUCCCUCACAGAGUGCUGGGUUCCUCCUGCCGCAGCAGUACUUCUUCCCUCUGCAGCCAGACGCCUUCACAGCCACCAAGGGCUUCACUGACUUCGGACAGAGCUGACAGGGACACCAGCAGAGGGAUUACAAGAUUUUCUGAUGGUGUAGGGAAGGAUAAACUUGCUGCGACACAGCUGGUGGUGUUUAGGUGGAAUGCUUGUGCUGACUGUGAGGACACAGAGUGAGUGAGUACAGCGUUGGUUGAGCAGCGUGGCCUGAGGCACUUCCCAAUGUGCAUCACAGGACAAAAACAAACUUGGAAGACGCAGGAACAGCUCUGAAUCUUGUGCACUUUUAUCCUUUUUUCUAAGCAGACCUCACUGGCCAACAUUAUAUUUUUUAUACAUACUGUUUUAUAAAGUGAUGGACUACAACCUCCCAAUUUAUCGCAUACCUUCCUAAAGUGUGGUACGAGCCAACAGCAUGGACACUGUCACUCUGGCUGUUGUUAAAUUGUUAGAAAUAGAUGUAUGAAACCAGGGAAGUCUUGUGUUUUUUGACAAUCGCAUGGACCUCUGAAAAAGAAGAGGACCUGACACACCAAGGACUUUUCUAUUUGGUGGGGAAUGUGGACUUUUAUGAGUUGAUGUACAGACAUUAUAGCCAGAGCAGAGUUGUCAUGAUGAUUCUCUAAUUUUCAGUAAAUAAAACUUGUCUUUCAGUAC